AUGCCUAUGUAUACAUGUUCUGGAGCCCGCCGGCGCCUGGCUCCUCCUCUUCCUCCCUGCUCUUUCCCCAUCCCCAUCCCAUGUGUUCUAACCGCGCGGUGCCGGCUUCACGCGCUCGUGGCGCUGCUUCCCCCUCCUCCGGUUCCGGCCUCGAGAGAUUCGGCGCAGGCGAGGCGGGCGGGCCGUUUUUCCUCCUCGGCUUCGCGGGUGAGGGGAGCGCGAGGGGGAAACGGCCGUUAAAAGGGGCGGGGGCAAAGCGCGCGCGCGCGCAUGCCGUGGCUGGGAAGGGGUCGCGGGGCGCGAGCUUCGAGGCUGCCGCGUGAGGGGGCGGCCAAACUGUCGGGGUCCCCCCCCAGAAAGGAGAGUCGAGGGGGGAAGGUGGUUCGACUGAGCUGAGGAGAAGGGCGAGCGAAGGGGGUCGCCUCUUUCCCUUGGCCAAACCCUCCCCAUAGGCUGCCUCGUCUGUGGGGUCGUCCCUCUCUUUCAAGGGGGCCGCCUCCGUCCUUUGCGUACCACAGAUGCUCAGCGAUGCUGGUUUUUUUGGGGGGGGGAAGGGUGGGCGUUGAAGUCCAGAGACGACCCCCCCCCCAAAAAAAGCUCAGCAGGCGGAUCAGGAGAGCUCCACUUCCCCAAUGCAGCAGAGGUGGCUUUGGCCCGUAUUUAGAUACAGGUCAGGGCUGAAACAUCAUGUUGUGUCAGAUUAUCUAACUGCCCCACAGCUGGUGCUGGUUUUUGGCCAGCAUGGCCUAGAGAGGUUGAAGUGUUGGCUCUAGGAAUGGCAGAGACCCAGGUUCAAAUUCUCGGACCUCCCCCCUCCCAUGAAGGUUUACUUUCUCUGGCAACCUGAUCUGCCUCGCAGGGUUGUUGAGAGGAUAAAAGGUGUGCUUGCUUGGAGGAAAGGAAAAAAAAAAAAGGAGUACACCCCCUUCCUUCUUUUUUCUUGUCGCCCCUCCUGCUUAAAGAAAGGCCUCUGAUCCCAUCCUCAGUUGAAUUCUGUGCCUCAAGAGGUUCCUAUUAAUGAUGUGCAUUCCAGCCAUACCCUAAAUUGGGGUGAUAUUGCUGGUAAUAUUUCAAAACUUAAAUGAAGAUUAUAUUUUUUACCCUUUUAUCUGAUUGAGAUUUUUUUGUUCUCAUCGAUCUUCCCUUUCCCUGGUCUCUUUCCUCCCACCCUCCCCUGUCCCAAUUAAUUCCGCCCCCCUACAUUUCUUGCAAUAUUUGUGUGUGGGGCAAAAACAAUGGAAUGUGCCUGGAGGGGCAUCAAAUGUGUUGGAUAUGACAUGCAUUCCAACUAAAUGUACCAUGGCAGCUUUUCCAAAACUUUAUUUCAUAUGAACAGAUGAAGUAAUGUUUAGACUUCCCGCAUCCCUGUGUUUGCUGCAAUAGACAAACAGAAUUGCUAUGUUGUAAGUUUCAUCAAAUGCAAGUAGGCUGUGGACUGUGUAAGCUGAUACGUUUGUUUAUGACACUUUUACUAUACAGUACUGUCCUUCCAAGGACUCUGGGAUAAUGUAAGUGGUUCAUCUCUUUUCAUUUUAUCCUUGCAAUGGAUUAGUGACCAAUGCAGGAUCACCCAGAGGAGCCAUAUCUCCGUUCUAGUCCAAGAAGCUAACCACUGUGCCACACUGGAACUUUCUUUUCCCACAGGAGUUAGUCUCCUGCAGCAGUUGUCAAGGUAUCUGGCUCUUAAAAGAUUGAACACAUUUAUUAUGGCAUAAGCUGUUGUGGACUAGUGUUGAUUUCAUCAGAUGCAAUGUAGUCAGAAACUUGUGCCAUGAUACAAUUAAUAGUUUUUAAGGUUAUUCAUUCUGUUUGCUCUUGCUUGUGACUUAAGACACAAUUAAUAUGCUGGAUUUUAUGGUGAUGCAAGAGUCCUUUUGGCCCCACCCAGUCACAUUACCACUAUCAUACAUUUAUAUUCUUCUCCCUUAUUCCAUGCUGGUGGACACUGAACUGGCAGCAGUGGAGGAAUUAUGUCUACCAGAAUGCCUCUUCAGAGAUCUUACCGAGGUCAACCCCAAACUCUGCAAACUCAUGCUGUUUGCCAGGGCUUUUAAUCCGUGAAGAUUUUCCUUUUUCGAAAGCACUGCUGGAUGUUCCUGCUAGUUUAUACACUAUUGUUUUAUUAUUUUUGUUUUUAUUCAGAUUCUGAAUUUUAUUUUGUAAGGUGCCUUAAUUUUUAAAUAUAUAUCAAAGGUGGAUUAGAAAUUAAUAGCAUAAAUAAAUGACCAAUGGCUCCCAUCCCUGUCCUGCUUUCCUUUAUGAUUUGUUCUCCUGAUUACGCAGAACAAGACAUAUUUAUGAUUUGCUGUCUCACUGUUCCUUUAAGCAAGGCAUACACUAUAAAUAAGAGUAGUGGAUUUUAUGAGGUUUAAAAUUUUAUAGGUGUCACAUUAACUUUUAAAUGGAGUAAGAAGUUUUGCAUACAGUUGUUCCUGUUAUGCACUGUGAAGAGUCAAUGUAGUUUGUAUCAAAUUUGUCCCUAAAAUUCUGGGAACUUGGAAGUCAAUAUCCUAUUUUUAGAUGGACUGCCGGUUUGCUUUGGCUCUUGCAAGUUAUUCUACUUUUCGCUGGUAGCUACAUUAUUAUAUUUAUAGACUAUCAGUAUGCCUGGUGUGUUGUGGUUUAAUUUUUACUCUGCCUGCCAAAAAAGUACACAAAGCAUACGUAAAACCAAUACAAUACAAAGUAAGUUUCAAAAUAUAUUAAACAUUGUGAAAAUGCAGAAAUACAAUCUAAAAUGGAAACAAAAUGACCAGUGAAACCAUACAACAGUUUAAAGCAAAAAGUGGUUUUAAAAGCAGCAGAAUACACAGUACAAUCAACAUUAUAAGAAAACCUUAUUCAUUACAGAAUACUCAGAUGUAAAUCCUAUUGACUUCAAUGGGGCUUACUGUAUAGGAAGGUGUGUCUAGAAUUGCUCCCUAAGGCAACAAGGGGAUGGAAUUAAAUGUAUAAAUUAAGCCUAGAGUGUAACAACAACAUCCAAAUAGAAAAUAAAGUUUAAAGUAUAAUUGUUCUGUCUUUGUUAGUUUUCCUUGGACAAAGUUCACAGAAAUAAAUUGGUUAAAAGAUCAUAGAAUAGAAUCAUAGAGUUGGAAGAGACCACAAGGGCCAUCGGGUCCAACCCCCUGCCAAGCAGGAAACCAUUGACACAUACCAUUGACAGUCUUGUGCAGGUGGUCUUAGUGCAUUUAUUCUGUAAAAACUUAAAACAUUUUCUGUUUCAUUUUCAACAUAGUUUCCAUGUUUGGAUUUAAAUACAACACCAUUGUUCCAGUAUCUAGACAGAGAUUAUGAUUAUUAUUAUUACUGUGUUGUCAAAUUAAUUUUUCUUUUCUUUUCCAGGUAUUAAAACAAAUGAAGUACAUUCUGGUAACAGGUGGUGUUAUCUCUGGGAUUGGGAAAGGAAUAAUUGCUAGCAGCGUUGGGACAAUCCUCAAAUCAUGUGGCUUGCACGUAACUUCAAUUAAAAUUGACCCAUACAUUAACAUUGAUGCAGGCACCUUUUCUCCUUAUGAGCAUGGUAAGAUGAGAGAAAGAGCAAACUUUUAAACAUUAAGAAUAAAAUAACGCUGAGGAUGUUUUGAGGGAUGGUGGUGUAUAAUUUCACUCUGACUGUUGCAUUGGGGUGAGGGUUUGGAAUUGCCAGUGCUAUAGAUGGAGUUGGUGACAACUUUUUUAGGGUACAAUAUAGAAAUACUGGUUAGUAUUUGUAGGGAAGAAGGUAGUUCAAGCAAGUCUAACGUAUGCAUGUCACUUGGUUUUAGGUGAAGUGUUUGUGUUGGAUGAUGGAGGGGAAGUGGAUUUGGAUCUGGGCAACUAUGAACGCUUUCUUGAUAUCCGACUCACGAAAGACAAUAAUCUGACCACAGGGAAGAUAUAUCAGUAUGUCAUCAACAAAGAAAGGAAGGGAGACUAUCUUGGAAAAACAGUUCAAGGUAGGAUAUUGGAACUGGGUUCACUUGGCUUUAAUAGAGGUCAGCAUAUCAGUGUUUCCAGUAUUAUGGAAGGCCUUGUGCCUUUUGAACCACAGAGGCAGUGCUUGGUUCUUUGUGUACUUCAGCUGAAUGCCGUUCUGAUCUGUAGCUGGCAAAGAUGGGCAUGUUCACAUUUAUCCCUUCUGUCCAUUUGUUCUUGGCUGUCAUGGUGGCAUGCACAGUUGAGAAAAGUAUACAAAUAAUUCUAAAAAUAAGGCAUGACAACACUUGAUAUAUACAUAUAUGUGGACAAUAUAUAAAUCGUUCUGCUGUGGUUUAGCUUGUGAAGUUCAAAUUGAUCGUUUAUGUUGUUUGCUGACCUAAAAUAUCUCUGCCUUGAUUUGUAUUAUUGUCAGUAUUUCUACUGCUUGGAACAGGAGUGGCAAUAUCCUGGGAACAAUGUGUUUGGGACAAGGCUAUGGUAAUUCCUACAUCAUUUGGGUAUUUAUUAGGAAUAUUGGGAGGGGAACUAAAUCAGUAUAUUAAUGAAAAUAUAUAAAAUAUAUCAAAGAAAAAGAUACCAUAUUUACGUGAAUCUAAAGCACCUUCGAAUUUAAUGCACAUCUCAAUUUUUGAAACCAAAGAAGUAUUUGCUGGUGCCAUCAAAUCUAAUGCGCACCCUAAUUUGGCCAAAAAAGGUGUGCAAUAAAUUUGGGUAAAUAUGAGUACAUAGUAGCCCUGGUUCUUAGUAACAAUUUUCCAGUGGCAGGGUCUGCUUAUUUUAAAUAAAUAUAAAAGAAGAGUAGUCCCUGUUGAGAGGGUUCUAAAACUAAGACAUAAGCUGAGUAAUAGGAUUUCAGCCCUAGUCAUGUUAUGUGCAAGUCACAACAAAUAUCUGUUGAUUAAUAGGGCACUGCUCUGUUGGGUAUGGAGCAUGUGAACUCUAAGAUACUGGUUUUAUUAUUGUUUUUAGUUUGAAAAUGGACAAAUAUAUUCCAAACUCUUGUUCUCUUCUUGUCUUGUCUCGUUUUGCAGUUGUACCCACAUUACAGAUGCUAUCCAGGAGUGGGUAAUGAGGCAAGCACGAAUCCCAGUAGAUGACGAUGGCAUAGAACCUCAAGUCUGUGUGAUUGAGGUUGGUAUCCAUGAUCUGUUGCACAGGUUAAAGGCUGAAUGUUGUUGUGUCUUGCUAAACCAUAGUGUAUUGCAGUGCGGGUGAGCUGUAGGAAGGUUGUGCCUGAUGCUUAUUCUCUUUCUCACUUGGCCAUUGUUUUUCAUGCUGGCUUGUUUCAGACAAACCAUAGUUAACAUUAACAGUAUUCUACUAUUUUGGAUGAAACAACAAAGCAAAAGUGUAAGUGAAAAUUUCUGAUCUCUUCCUCCUUGGGGGGGGAGGGUAAAGUGGCAUACGAGCCCAAGAUUUGCUGCAGCUUGUUCUUGUCAUCAGUUUGCAGUAAUCCAUGUAUUUUUUUAGAGUAACAUGCAAAUUUGGCCAAAGAGUCGUAUCUAAUUUUAGUCAUACUUGGAAUAGACUCCUUGAAAUUAACAAACAUGACUAACCUAGCUCUAUUAAAUCCAGUGAGUCUACUCCGAGUAAAACGUAGGCGGAUGCAAUCCAAUAUCUUUUUAGGAAAUGUCAUAUAUAUUGAUACAGUACUCUGGUUAGAAUUCUGAUAGGGGCAUUUGAGAGAGUGUCAGCAAUUCCCUCCCUCCUUUUAGCAAGUUCUGUCUUUGUUCAUCUAAGGAUUUGUUUGCAGUAAAGUAACCUUUCCAAAGAGCAUAAUCUUUCCUGUGUUCUCCAGAUAACAUAUAGCACUAAUUUUCUGGGAAGAUUUUGCUUGCAGUCACAGAAUAUGGAGGAAAUUUAAAAGAAAAAAUAUUGGUUGGGUCAACUGGAAAUGUGAAAGUGCCAAAUAACUAAUUGUUCUGGGUUGAUCUUGCUUGGUUAGCAAACACUUCUAUUUGAAUCCAGGCUGAAUGAGUUGUACUUUAGUUCCAUUCCAAGAACUGGGAUAGGAUAGUUAGUUAUUGCUUAGUACCCAUUGAAAUAAAUGAAAUUGAAGUGGAGGUAAUUUAGUCUGGAUCCAACCUAUGGCUUGCAUCAUCCAGCAUCUUAUUACAUAGCAUACUUUGAGGUGAACUGCCGAUAGUUAUACAGAGUGACAUUGACACUGUCUUUGUGUUCUAAAAACAGAGUAUGGUGCUUAAUUCUAGAUCUCUCUGUUUUAGCUUGGAGGAACUGUAGGAGACAUUGAAAGUAUGCCCUUCAUCGAGGCAUUCCGCCAAUUUCAAUUCAAAGUCAAGCGGGAAAAGUUUUGUAAUAUUCAUGUCAGUCUGGUACCACAGGUAAGGUAUUACUGUUCUUUAAUGAUGUUGCUCCAUCUCAGAUGAUUAGAAGUGUGUCCUUGGAAAUGGGAAAUGAAAUUGGCAUUUUUUUAGCAUUAUGAACACCAGUACUUAAAAAUAAUAAUAUGAAAAAGGCAUAAAGGCAAAAAUAUUAAGUAAAAUAUAGUAAUUCAGGUGAUCUUCCUAUGUUGUACCGUGAGAUACAAACACUAGUUGAUGUUUGUAUCAAAUUGCAUAGAUUAUCUCUGGAGAAGUAACCUGGAUCUACCAGGCACUACGUAAAUUGUCCUGUACAGGUUUACGUGGAAGUACUUCCUAUGUUCAAUGGGUCUUCCCACUCUUACAUGCUUUAUAUUGCAGCUUUGGCACCUCAAGUAUGACUGCUUCACUUGAUAUCAUAACAAUUAGGUUAGCCUAUAUACAGUAUUAAAUCCUUUCAGAAAUGGUAGGAGCUACUGCCACAUAAACAUUUCUUUUUAUGUCAGCUUUUUGUGGCAAGGUUGCUGUCCUAUAGUUGAUUACUCACGUAUUUAAUAUCCAGUAAGAAAUCACUGGCUUCUGAAAUAAUGUAAAUAUAUAUCUUAGUAUAUGGCCAUGACAUCAAUAGCUUCUUCCAUUUGUAUUGUAAUAAAUUUAGUGGAGCCUUACUCGUAUGCAUAGAAAAAAUACCCCAAACUCCUGUGAGUUUUGCUCAUCCAAAUAGAAGCAUUAAAUCAUGUUCCUGAAAGCAUCUGAUAAGGAAUUAAUCAGUAUAGGCACAUUUAAUACUAAAUUGUUCAGCAAGCCUUAUUAUAGCAUGUGAAGCUGUCUUAUAAUGUUGUUCAGAUAAAAUCAAUUUUACAUUAUUCUGGGCCAGUGAAAAAUACUUCAUUUUGCUGUUAUUGCUUGCUGUUUCCUUCAGUGAUUUGUUAGAUUUGCUAAAACUUGGAUGAUGGCUGUAUAUGUUGCUGCAGUACAUAAUACUUUGGAGGCUGUAGAUUUGACACACUGUCUUCUCAUACAUAUUUCUUGAUCCUUGUGUGCUAGCCAAGCUCUACAGGAGAACAGAAGACAAAACCCACCCAGAAUAGUGUUCGUGAACUCCGGGGUCUUGGUCUCUCACCAGAUCUGGUAAGUUUGCUGUGGCAUGUAGAAAUCACACUCGGCUGGUUUUAUAGAAGUUCUCAAAUGUCAUAAGUCAUGGGGUGGAGAGAGUUGUUUUAAAUGAUGCCAUAUCGACAAAUAGCCAUGAAGCAUUUUGUUUGCAGAAGGCUACAAGGCAUAUUUCAUUAACCUACCAAGUGCUAAAGGUUAGGUUUAUAACCUGGUGCAGUAUUGUUUGAUAACUUACUGUUUUCAUUCCUAGAUUGUAUGCAGAUGCUCCACGCCUCUAGAUACCUCAGUAAAAGAGAAGAUUUCCAUGUUCUGUCAUGUAGAACCAGAACAGGUAAAAAUUGUUUAAAUGUAUGUGUUUUGAUACCGUUUGCACAUUUAUUUGUGUACAGUCGUACCUCCGCAUGUGUGUGCAGAAGCGGUCCUUUGGUUGCGAAAACUUCGGGAUAUGGCCAGACUUCCUGUUCGCAACCAGAGGUACCACUGUACUUAAGUCAUAGAUCUGGUCUGUGCAUGUAGCAAAAUCUUCCCUUUGCAAUAUACAGCAUAUAAGGCCCCCAAAAUCCUCCCAGGUACUAGAGCUGUGUAUUAUGCACAUCAAAAAUGUGACAGUGAGUAUUCUUUUAUUGAACAGGUAAUUUGUGUUCAUGAUGUCUCUUCCAUCUAUCGGGUACCUCUUUUGCUAGAGGAGCAAGGGGUGGUUGAUUAUUUCCGACACCGCCUUGACCUUCCCAUUGAAAAGCAGCCUAGGAGAAUGCUCAUGAAAUGGAAGGAGAUGGCUGACAGGUGAGCUCGCUCGUAGGAAGCAACUGUGCUGUUCUGACCUACUAUGUUAGCAGAGGAGUGGCUAGGAGGAGAGCUUGCUUCCUUAGCCCUCUCCAGAGUAUUUUGGCAAGAACAGAUUCUCUUCCUAACUAUUCACUCACAGAAAAACUGUAGAUAAAUCUUUUACAGGUACAGUAAGUUAGAACUUGGCAAAUUUUGCUGUAGACUAGUUCCUGUGUUAACCUUUAUAGUUUUCUCUUAACUGGACUGAAGUAGCUAUAACAUGUGGAUGAGUACUUAGAAUCAUAGAGCUGGAAGGGACACCACGGGUCAUCUAGUCCAACCCCCUGCAAUGCAGGAAUCUCAACAAAAACAUCCAUGACAGAUGCCCAUCCAACCUUUGCUUAAAAACCUCCAGUAAAGGGAAUUAAGGGAAAGAUUUAAACUUAAUUAAGGCUACAAUCCUAUACCACUAAGCUGGGAGUAUGCUCCAUUGAGCCCAAUGGGAUGUUUCUCAGUACACAUGCCUUCAUGUAGAGAAGCCUAAAAAAAACCCCUUAUCCCCAUAUCUUCAUUUUGUAGUGGUAGAAUCAGUUUUACAACCUCUGGGAUCUACCAUCUUAUUAUUUGCAUAUAUAGACCAGGCCUGAGAAUUCUCGUGCUGAAUCAUAUUAUUCAUUCAACAUUUGGCUUUGUAUGCCUGGGCUCUAAACAUAUACAAUAUUGCAUAUGUGCUGCCAAAGCGAGAGGCUGCUUGAUCAUGCAGGUCUGAUCUUUUAACUAAUUAUUUUAGCUAAUAGUAUAUAGUUUGUGCUUUUAAAGGUUAAAGAUAGAAGAUAUAGUGUUGUGCUUUUUUGUUUUGUUCACACAGAUAUGAUCGCUUAUUGGAGACCUGCUCUAUUGCUCUUGUUGGCAAAUACACAAAGUUUUCAGAUUCCUAUGCUUCUGUCAUCAAAGCUUUGGAACAUUCUGCCCUGGCUAUCAAUCACAAGCUUGAGAUCAAGGUAUGCUUUUCCACUAGCCCCAGCAGAAUCGCUGUCUUCUCUGGAUUCAUGUUUAAAGCAAAGGGAAGCAAUAAACAGGAUGUACUUUCCUGUUUUGAGAAUGGUGCUUCAGCAGCAGCCAAGGUGCCAAUAUUUCCAGCCCAAAAAUACUCAUGCACAAAAAUCUACUGUAUUUAGAAAAAAUACAAUCCAUUUAAUGUUACAUUCAAGCAGCACUGAGGAUAACAAAGCUUACUAACCUGCUGCUACUUGCAUAGCCAUUGGACAUAAUUGGUGGUAGAAGCAUCAUGGUGAUGCAGUUUCGAAUCCCCAGCUGGGUACUGUUCCUUUCCAGAGGACAAAAGAUUUUGGGAAGCUUGCCAUAUAAAAUAUAUGGAUGGGGAAACAGGCCAUCCAUUCUUCUCUUGCCCCCCACAAAAGUGGAUAGGAACAUCACUAAGCAGAAUAUAGGUUUUGUUUACUUUAAACAGCAAUUCAGAUCUAGAAACUACAAGGGAAGGGUAGGCAGCCUGGUGCCCUUCAGAAGUGCUGGGCUACAUCUCUCAUCAGCCUCAGUCAGCAUGGACAACGGUGAAGGAUGAUGGGAUUUGAGGUCCAGAAUGUCUGGAGGGAUACGGUUUGCUGCUAUAGGAAUUCAAAACCCUCUUGGAAGAGCUCAUGUAUGUAAUGUGACACCUUGAAACCUCCAUCUUUGGAGCUUCAGAGCAAGCAGAAGACAACAGUUGUCAUGAUGGCAGAAGCCCUCCACCAAAUGGAAGACUCUUAAAGUGUUUCAGCCUAUGUGGAUGUCCUCCUUCACAAACUGUUGGAUUAUCUGAUUGUUUCAGAAAAGAUUGUUUGCAUCCCACCCAUCCUUCUCUCUUGCAUUUCUUACUAUACCCAGAGGCAGUCUCUGCACCUGGAGACUGGGCCUCCAAUUCUAGAGCGCCAAGGAUAUUGGAGAGGGGUGGUAGAGGCCCUUUUGGCUCCAAACAGUAAAAAUUUCUGAACAGAACAAUAAAUUGACCAUCAAAAAUAACAUCUGUUUUACAAUACAAGACCUGUAUUUUUUUAUGGGUGCAAAAACUCUGUGCUUCAAUAAUUGGAACAGUUGUGUCAUACGUAGUUUUGGGGAAACAAAAAGAAAUAUGUGCCGAUCUCUUCAGAUAGUGUUUGAUCUGGUUGUAUAAUAAUAAUACCAUCAGUGAGGGAGGGGAGAAGCUUUUUGCUCCUAUGAGCUAAAAAAGUAGUACCACUGAUUCUGCUUUAAUCUCAUGUUUUUUAAAAAUGGAUUUCUUCCUAGUACAUUGAUUCUGCUGACUUGGAACCAGCUACUCUCCAAGAAGAACCAGUUCGAUACCAUGAGGCCUGGCAGAAACUCUGUAGUGCUGAGUAAGGCAUACAUAACCUUGCUUUCCUCCUUGAGACGCAGUGACUCCUGCUGGCAUCAUUCUAGGCUUCUUUUAUUGUUCCCUGGUUGGCUCAGUAUUCUAGUCUGGCUGGGCCUGUUUAUAUAGAGUUAGAGUGGCCGUUUUCCUUUUCAUCUUAUGAGCCAAGUAGACAGUGGGUAGACUCAUGGAAAUGGAUGGAUGAGGUUAACUUAGGUUCAUUAAUAUCAGUAGGUCUGCUCAGGGCAGAACUUAGUUGCACAAAACCCAACGUGCCACACAUCCUGUUACUCAAUGGCAAGAAAUCAUACUGCCACAAAUAAGAGUCUAGUUAUAUAUUAAUAGCCAGUGGUCUUUCAAUAGCAGUUGACUGCAAUUGUUACAUAGAUCCUGCAUGCUUAGAGGCAAUUUGCCACUGAAUACCAGUUGAUAACUCUGAAGAAUAGCUCAUUUGGUAGAGCAUGAGACUCUUAAUCUCAGGGUUGUGGGUUCGAGACCUAUGUUGGGUCAUAGAGUCCUGCACUGCACAGGGUUGGACUAGAUGAUCCUCGUGGUCCCUUUCAACUCUAUAAUUCUUUGAUGAUGGUGGCAGGAUUCUGGAACAGAGUAUAUUAAUGAGAUUCACCUUUUAGCUGUGAAUGCAUCCUUUCCCCCCAAUAAAUAUUUUUACUGAGUGUCUAUGUAUAAAGAUACAAAACAAAGGCAAUAUAGUACAAUAAAACCACAAAAAGAUAGAGUGGGACAUAAACCAAAUAUAUGUAUACAAUUCUAUCCCAUGUAUACAUGAUCAGAAGUAGUGUAUAUUGCAUUUUAGUCUUGCACUCCAAAUUUCCAAGGAUACUGCAGGCAGCUGUUGAAGGUUUGCACUUCCUUGGAAAGAACGUCUACUUGCAUUUCUGACCCUUGUCAUACAUAGAUUGAUACUGCAGAGCACUUAAAUCAUUCUGAAUAGUCUCUUUUGGAGAUGGGGAGCAAAACAGCCAUGGUGUUCAGCCUUUGAAGCCAGUCCCCUUUUAUAUGCUUCAAUUGCCUGGCUUCAGAAGGAUUACUCUAAUUAAACAACAGCUAUAAAGGCAAACCAUUUGUUUGAGGGGAGCUACACAUUUGGUGGAGACUGUUGUCUGGAAACCUGCAUGUCUGCUAAGUAGCAAAGAGAUUUUGAAGGUCAGACACAGCAGGCAACCCUGCACAAUAUACUUUACUUUAAGCAUGGCUUUCUGCUGCUGCUUUGCAGUUAUUUGGAAAAGAUCCAAGAGUGUUCACUAACUUCUGAAACUCCCGCCCCUUGAGAGUGAUUAAUGAAAUGUGCGAAAGAGAUGGACAAAUUAGUGAAUGUCAUAUGUAGGAAGAAUGGUAGCCAUUAGAAAGUUAGUAUGCUGAAAAAUGGACAUGUUCUACAGAUCGUUGGCAGAUGCAGUGGACAUAUGACCUGAAAGGAAUGUAUUUGUAUAACCUAAUGGUGUAAUUUGCACUCUGUUCUGUUUCUGUGUAGAUGUUUGAAGUUUAAAAUAAUAAUGAAAAGCUUUGUGGAAUGGUUCACCUUCCUGCACUGCAGGGGUUGGACUAGAUGGCCCUUCAUGUCCCUUCCAACUCUACAAUUCUAUGAUUCUAUGAAAGUGUAACAGACUUUCAAGUGUCACUGAAUGGAUUUCUCCCCCCUUUUAUGCAGUGGAAUCUUGGUUCCAGGAGGGUUUGGUGUUCGAGGAACGGAAGGGAAGAUCCAAGCUAUUUCUUGGGCAAGAAAACAGAAAAAACCCUUCUUAGGUGAGAGAUGAUUUUUUUAUUAUUAUUACACACCAGGUAGAGGUUUUAACUAUUAAGCAAUAAUCCACUCUAAUACCUUAGGAUCAGGUACUUGAGUUGCUGUGCAGCCUGUCAAAUGUAAGAGGCAACUGGCAAGGAGGAGUUUCGGGUUUACACUGAUCAAUAUCUGUUUUCUUCAUAACUUUGAGCUUGCUUGGGGGUCAUACAAGCAGAGAUCCGCAUCCCCUGUACACCCCACCCCAAUCAUUGUAACCUUUUUGUCAUUGUGCUUAUGUGGCCCCUGAUGCAAAUAGUGGCUGCUAUGAGAGAGUUAUUGGGGAUUUGGAUAGAGCGCUGUGCUGUCUUUUUCUGCAGGAGUCUGCUUGGGAAUGCAGCUAGCAGUUGUGGAAUUCGCCCGCAAUAUCCUGGGUUGGAAAGGUAAAUGCAGUGAUGUAAAAAUACUUCAUUGGGGAUGGAUUUAUGGGUGCCAAUACUUAAGAUUGCUAAUGACUGGUGUUUCUAGUGGAUUGGUAUAAAUUACUACCUGUCUUAAAGGGGAACAGCACCCAUUUUUCUUCACUCUGUCCUUGUAACUGUUUUCUAAGCCACAGACAUCUUUUAUGCUAACUGUUGUAUUCCUCCAAUUCAAUUGAACUGAUUGGAAUAGGAGGCAGUAUUUCCAGUGCAUUCACUACUGACCUUAGAGUUUCACAGGAUAAUAGUUAAGAUCUGUAUAGCAUGAGAGUGCUUCAGGGACAUAUUGUCUCUGUAAUCCCUGAAUCAAGUCUGCAGGAUGGGUCACAGGUAUUCAUGAUAGCAUGACCAGUACAGCCCAGCUCACAUCAUGAGCACCCUGAAAAGUAUUCUUUAGCUGCUUGUUAUGUUAGUAUUUCUGAGUUUUGUGCCUACAGGCUCCUUUUUGAAAAAAGAAGCCUUAUAUGGUAUGGGAUGUGAGUAGUUAAUGGUUGGUCUGUGAACCAUAAGCCCAUAGCUAAAUUAUGCUUUGGUCAUGAUCUCAAACCCUCACUUGCAGCCCUGCAGUUUGGGGUUAAUGCUGACCUAUCCUGCAGACCUAUUGACUGAUGGAAAAUUAGGGUUUGCACUGCUAGCCAUAUCUGAUCAACGUUUGUAAUUGGCAGAUGCCAACUCUACAGAAUUUGACCCCAAAACUACACAUCCAGUGGUAAGUAUGAUGUAAUUUUUGAGCCUACGGUGGUUGUACUUCUUGCACGCCAAGACCAUUCAGCAUUUUCCCAUAGAGAACCAAAAAUAUGAAAUACGUUGGCUGGCUUGCACAGAAAUUAAUGGCAAGAAUAAACGGUUGGGGUGUGAAACAUACUCCCCUUAUGGUCUUAUGGAAUGCAACCACAAAUUGAUGAAUGGAGCAUUGUGGCUAUGGUGCCUAUCUCUGUUGCAUUGUAUAAGUCAAAACUUUCAAGGUUGUCUUCAAUUGAGUUUUACUCAGAGUUGAAUCAUUGAAAUUAAUGGUCCUAAUGUAACCAUAAUCAUUAACUUUAGUAGGUCUACUCUGGGUAUGACAAGUUUUGGCCCAUAUGCCUGGAGAGAAAGCAAGACCUCUCUAUCCAUGUGGGACAUAAUGUUCAAAUAUGUUAUAAUAUGGCAUGUCAAAUUUGAUGCAUAUAGGCCCAGGAUGUAGGAUCAUUUAGUUAACACCAUAUUUCUGCUUUUAUAUUGUUUUAUUGAUUUUAUUGAUUUUUUUAAAAUUUAUGGACAUUUAUAGCCCACCUUUCCUUCAAGGAGCUCAAGGCGGCGUACAGGGUUUUCUCUCUCCGUGUUUUAUCCUCACAACAGCCUUGUGAGGAAGCUUAGGCUGAGAGACAGUGACUCGCCCAUGGUCCCCUUGAGCCUAUGUGUCUGUUGCCUCUCUCUUCUCCCUCCUCACCCCCAGCCAACCUACAGAACUGAAUGACUAUCUGUUUUGUAUGGAAAGUCCAGGCCGUUCCACUACAGAACUCCAUGACUCCUCUCUAAAGUAAUCUCUUGGCUUGAUUGAAAUGUGAUGAAACCAGUUUUCUACUUGUAGAACACAAAUGAUUAAGAUUGAUAUUUAUGGCCUUUUGUUUAUGCCAAGAGCUACCCUUUGGUGUAUGCUUAUCUUCUAAUUCCUUUUCAAUCCCAUUGUCCUCUUUUGAAUUACUUUCCUCAGAUCGUAGACAUGCCGGAGCAUAAUCCUGGUCAAAUGGGUGGGACCAUGAGGCUUGGGAAGAGGAAGACAGUUUUUCACACCAAGAACUCAGUCAUGAGUAUGGCUCUUCUUAGACCUAUGUUAUCUCUCCUCCUUUGUAUUCCACUUUCCUUUUGCUUGUUGGUGAACAGUGAUGGUACAAAUACAUGAUCUAUUGUGUUAAGUACUGGAAGAUUUUGUGCUAAACGGCUCCCACUCCUGUUGUUGUUUUAAUUGAUCAGUCUCCUUCCACGUAUGUCCCUUGGCAAUGCACACAACAUAUAAUAAAAGCAGUUUCAAAACGGCACAAAAAAAUAACAUAUGAAUUUAAAAGCAAUACAAAAUGGAUAAAUAUAGCAGAGAUGUGUUGAUCCAGCUGGAAAGUUUCUUGGAACAAACUUUUCAGGAACAGAGACUUUUUCUCUCAUUUCAUAUCAAAACUUUGUGGUGGUACAGGGACUUUUAAUGGUAGCAAGUUUAGUGUAGACAAGAAAUACUACUUCAUGCAAUGCAUAUAUAAAUUAUGGAAUUCACUGCUAGAUGAUGUGAUGGCCAGUAGUUUUGAUUUUAAAGGGGAUUAGACAGCUCAGUCUGUGGCUGCUGACCAUGAUGGUUAAAUAGAACCAGGUCCAGAGAUGAUAUGACAGUUGCUGGGGAGCGACAGGGGGAGACAAUUGCCUUGAUGUCAUUAUUGAAGUUCUUGGAGGCAUCUGGUUGGCCACUGGGAUGUAGCACGUUGGUCUAGAUCGGGGAUGCCCAAACGUUUUUCAAAGAGGGCCAGAUUUGAUGAAGUGAACAUGCGUGAGGGCCGACCUGAACUUGUUGAGCUUUUGUUAGGAUUUGACCCCAAUAAAUAUACUGUAACAGGGGCUGGAUAAAAAUGGCUGGGGGGCCAAUCAGGUCCCUAAAACAGACUUUGGACAUGCCUAGGCUGGUCCAGCAAGUCUCUUCUUUAUCUUCUUUGGUGGUCCAGUAGAAUUCUUAAAUUUAUUCUUUGGAGGCGAAGGUGUGGUGUUAAUGUGUUUAGCCAGUCUGCAAUAAGCACAGCCAUAUUUUCUCCAUGGAUAGGAAAACUGUAUGGAGACGGUGACUAUUUGGAAGAGAGGCACAGACACAGAUACGAGGUAUGCAGCAAUAUUUAUCAACCCCCGCCACCACAUUGGCUUUUCUGAAGAGAAGUGAUUGUAUGACACCACUUUCCCUCCCAUAGGUAAACCCAGAGUUGAAAAACACCUUUGAAGAAAACGGUCUGAAAUUUGUGGGCCAGGAUGUCGAAGGAGAGCGAAUGGAGGUGGUUGAACUGGAAGGUGAGCAACUUGAAUUAGUAGCUGGGAGACUGACACUGUUGUCUUAGGCGACAACAAAUAUGGAAAGAGGAACUCUUCCUUCCUUGGAUGGGGAGAAUGAAUGUCAAGUACCACAAUAGUUAGUAGAUACAGCAGAGAGACAGGAUGAUGGUACUCAGAAAAGCUUUAUAUUGCCUAUGUACUUUGGCCUGGCCUUGCCAAUUGAGAGGGCUUCAGGUAGUAACCUAACAAAGCAUGUUACCACCUUCUCUCCUAGAGCAUCCAUUUUUUGUCGGUGUUCAGUUUCAUCCAGAGUUCCUCUCCAGACCUAUAAAGCCAUCUCCUCCUUACUUUGGCCUCCUCCUGGCUUCUGCAGGAAGGCUCACACAUUAUCUACAGAAAGGAUGCAGACUCUCCCCCAGGUAAGUUCAGCUGAGUGUCUUGGCUUGUGGUAUAACUGCCGGCUUGGCAGUGUUUUCUGUUCAGCAUGGUGCACCAAUGAAAGGCUGUCUCCUAUUUCUGUUAGGCAUAAAAACCUUAAGGCUGUAUUGUAUCCUCCUUCCUUGAACUUGGGCCUACAAUAUCAGUAAUGCCUUUGUAGAAUGAAAGUGUAGGGAAUUCUGCUUCUACUGUGGCUCAUUAGUCUCUGGCUUAAUCUCCCUCCUUAGGAAAAUUGGUCUGCUUUUAUCUUUUGUUGCAGCUGACAUCAGUAUACUGUUUGUUAAGUACUGGAGAAAACUGUUGACACAUAUUUUGGGUAUCAGUGUCCUAAAUGCUCUUUGUCAUGAUUAAAGCCAGUCUUCUGUUAUCAUUCCACUUACAAAGAAAUUGCUACCAAACAAUCUCUCCCCCCUUUCCCUCCCAGUGUAGUCUGGCACUAUAGUACUGCCUGCCAAAGGCUUGUGGAGUUUUGCCAGACUCAGAAUGACUCUUCACAAAAUUGCACUCUCUAGGAGCGUUGUCUCGGAGAAGCUGCAAGGGGAUGUGCACAAGGCUUACAUUUUCUGAUCAACAUAGCGAAGAGGGAAGUCCGUUCAUCUCCCCUGCAUUUUGGUGUGUGUUCUAGAGAUGUGGCAGUCUCCUGUAUAUUUCCUCUGGCAAAAUGCAUGCUUCCCCCCCACCCUUUGUACGCCGCACAUGGUAUCCUUUAUUGCUAGUCUGCCCAGCACUUGAAGUUGCCCCUAGAAUAAAAGGCUGCAAGAAUCCUUAAUGCCACCUGGUCAGUGCCUGCCCUCUGCACUAAGAAGGCCCAUGCCUUUUUAACCAAUUGGGCUAUUUUAAAGAACAAUACAAGCCACAAAUUGGAUGUAUGAGAAUCCUCAAAGGCUGGAAAGCAGGCCUGGUGUCAGCACCCGAUAUCCUAGAGCAACUGUUGGGACUCUGGUGGCCCAGCAAGGCCCACCAGCACUGAUGUCUCUGCCCCCGCCUUCCACCCCCCGUUCGGUGAUGGGGGUCCGAAAGCCAUAUUUAUUUCAUUCUGUACCCUAGAGUGACACUAGGUCAGAUGCUGUGGGGCACUGUGAGAAAUUAAAAUGUUGCUGUUGUCACUGCCAGAUUUGCUGAGGACAGGCUAGGCUACUUUGUGGAAGUCUGUCAUAGGCUGUAGUUUCUGACUGGCUAGGUCAUUUAGAUGAGCUUGCAUUUGUAACUAAUGAGCCAGAGCCAGUGUGUAGAAGUGCUUAUCUUUCUAAUGGUCUGAAUGUUACAGGGAUACCUACAGCGACAGAAGCGGAAGUAGUUCACCAGACUCUGAGAUCACAGAACUGAAAUUCACUGCGGUGAAUCAUGAGUGA
Messenger RNA from Podarcis lilfordi (Lilford's wall lizard), 17498 nucleotides. The record is from the annotation of a GenBank genome assembly. NCBI's taxonomy places the organism in Eukaryota, Metazoa, Chordata, Lepidosauria, Squamata, Lacertidae.